AUGCCAGGCCCACGUCAAGGAAACCGCAGGAGAUCACCUGGCCCCAAAGCGAAACCACAACGCGCGAAACAAGCGCCGCCUGCGAACAAACAGCACGCAACCAAAGUCGAACGCGAAGCCGCCCCAGAGCCCGAAAACCCUAAUGGGUUCGAGAUUGUCGGUAAAGUUCACCUUUCUCUGCAGCAACUGCUCCUCGAUGUGUUCAAGACUGCUCUUCUUUCGAAUCAAGUACCCAAAGAGUCUGCGUCUGAAAACGCCGACGCCGAGUCCGGUGAAUCAAGUUCGGAGAAUAAGAAAGAUGAGCUGGAUAUGAAAUCUUUGAUUCAGACCAUUAAGGGUCUUCUCUAUCAGCGUGACUUUGACUCUGCCUUUACUGAGGCUGGUGAGGAUUUGUUGCGCGCUUAUGCAUUGCGCUGGAGUGCGUCGCGGUCUUUGGGAUAUGCGGGGUUGUUGAAGGGUGUGCUAUCCUGGAUGCAAGAGGAAGAGGAGAAUACUAGAGGACGCUCAAGGACACCUUCUAACAAAGCCACACGGGUUGUUUGCAUCGGUGGUGGCGCUGGUGCUGAGAUUGUUGCCCUUGCGGCCGCAUGGAGAGAUUUGGGUCAUGGUGAACAGUCACUUGAGGAUAGUGUUGCCGCCGUGUCUUUGGAAGAUGCCGAGAACAACGAACCAAAGACAGAAACCAAGAUCCCAGCCGGUCCAAGUCUCUCUGUUGAGGCCGUCGAUAUUGCCGACUGGUCGAAGAUUGUGGAUCGACUUACGCGAACUAUCAACUCGGCUGAAGUUCCGUUCCCCCAAACGACGAGGUUCCGCUCACCUUUGCUUCCUCCAAACGGAGACAACUUUUCUGUUUCGUUCCGCCGAUCUGAUGUCCUCACUCUCCCCGAAGAAGACUUGAAGGAGGUCUUGAUGGGCGCUGCUUCGCCUCCGUCCUUCUCUUCCAUCCUUGUUCCUAUCAUGUUCACAUUGAAUGAGCUCUUCUCUACGUCUAUGCCUAAGACUACCGGAUUCUUGCUCCGCAUGACAGAGAUCCUACCUGCUGGUGCGAUUCUGCUUGUUGUGGACAGUCCCGGCAGCUAUUCGACUUUGAAGCUUGGAAAAGGACCGGACGGCGAACCGCAAGAAAGGAACUAUCCAAUGAAGUUCCUUCUUGAUCAUACACUCCUGUCAGUGGCCAAGGGUAAAUGGGAGAGAGUUUACACCGAGGAAUCCAGGUGGUGGAGACGCGACGACAAGCGGUUGAAGUACGAAGUUGGUGAAGGUGCUGGGCUAGAGGAUAUGCGAUUCCAGCUGCAUAUGUAUCGGCGGUUGUAG
Messenger RNA from Penicillium nucicola, 1314 nucleotides. Its product is annotated as 25S rRNA (uracil2843-N3)-methyltransferase. The record is from RefSeq and is a predicted model, not a curated record. The transcript has a single exon. Bases 1 to 1314 code for a protein of 437 amino acids. NCBI's taxonomy places the organism in Eukaryota, Fungi, Ascomycota, Eurotiomycetes, Eurotiales, Aspergillaceae.